Verticillium dahliae VdLs.17 is the source of this 463-nucleotide messenger RNA. RefSeq lists its product as uncharacterized. The record is from RefSeq and is a predicted model, not a curated record. The transcript has a single exon. Lineage: Eukaryota; Fungi; Ascomycota; Sordariomycetes; Glomerellales; Plectosphaerellaceae. Bases 23 to 463 code for a protein of 146 amino acids.
GAGUCCGCCAUGACGCCGCUGCAUGGGGCAAACGGACAUUACCCUGCCGACUGCCCUACCUACUGCUGCCCCUUCCUUCCCACGCCCUUCACCCCCAUCGCAGACCGUUGCAGGCCCCGGCAUGAUGACUGACAACGACCCCAAAAGCUACGCCUUUGACCUCGCCUCGGCGAUCCCCUACUUUGCGCUGCCACCCCCGAAACGCACCCUCUACUGGGACGACGGCGUCCACCUGACGCCCAGCGGCUACGAGUGGAUGGGCGGCCACGUCGCCGACGCGCUCAUCAAGAUCAUGAUCGAGGAGGCGACGGCAGGCACAGGGGCCGGCGGCAGCCAAGGCACGCGGCGUGCCAGGAGGAUGCUGCGGUACGCCAAGGACGAGCUGCUGUUCGAGGAGGAGACGGGGGAUCCGAGCCUGAUUCACGAGGGCUAUGUCAUUGUGCGGCUGAAAGACUUGGAUUGA